This is a messenger RNA of Fusarium sp. VM40, 2103 nucleotides long. The record is from the annotation of a GenBank genome assembly. Lineage: Eukaryota; Fungi; Ascomycota; Sordariomycetes; Hypocreales; Nectriaceae.
AUGGUCGCUGCGGUUCUUCGUUACAGCCCGAUCGUUGCUGUCGACAUGGCCAACUCCACGACGACGACACCUUUAACCACCACAAGCGUUAGCACUGGCGUCAACAACGGCGCAGACACUAACACGGGCGCCACAGCUCCCGAGCUAAGCGACCUCGAUUAUUUCAUCAAUGUUUUGCAUUUAACAAAUGGGCGGACAGAGAACCAGAUCGAGGAUGAUCUACUCUCCAAAGCGAAUGCUCUCGGUAUCUCGAGUGCACCCGUCGCUGAUAAGCGCAUCACCUCGAGCGUCGAAUCAGCUUCCACGGUCUACAAUGCUCGAACAUUUUCCAUGCUCUCUGGGGGCUCUACAAGCACAGCUUUGACUACACAUUCAUCUUUGUUUGGUCCUCCUACACCCGAUCCAGCCCUUUCCCACGGCAGGCAAUCUAAAGAUUUGAGCUUUACCCAAUAUGACCGGUAUCUGUCGGUAAUCGAUCCUCAUCACAACCACCCAAAAACAACGAGAGAACCACCCCCAGCCAAUGACGCUACGCCGAGCAUCUUUAGUGGUAAGACGAAACGCAGCUUGUUCAGCGUCAGGUCAACGUUUAAAUUAAGAUGGAAGAAAAAGCCCCCUCAGCCAUUUCAGGCCAUCGUGACCUGUGUGAGCUGCCGUGCCGAUUUCAAAACCUCCAAAUCAUUACACAGUCUGUCAUGUGGCCAUACAUAUUGCGACAAUUGUCUAAGAUCAGUUAUUCACGCAUCCAUGUCUGACGAAUCUAGCAUGCCUCCGAGAUGCUGUGCCCAACCGUUACCUGGAUCCGUCAUAAGGGACCUGCUUAGUCGUGACGUCCAGCAAGAGUUUCUAAAGGCUAUUGUUCAAUACAGCACGCCCUGGCAAGUGAGGAUGUUCUGUUCGAACCCGUCGUGCAACGAAUUUAUUCCACCGCACCAAAAGUUGGACCCAAAGUAUCCAUCCAAUGUAACUUGCCGCAAGUGUAAUACAAGGGUAUGCCUCAUGUGCAAGCGUAAUGCACACCCCACCGGAAAGGAUUGCCCAGAAGAUUGGGAGUUGGAUCAGGUUAUCAAGACAGGGGGAAAGGCUGGCUGGAGACGGUGCUACAAGUGUCACAACUUAGUCCCAUUGGAAGAAGGAAGCACACGCAUGGCCUGUCGGUGCAAAGCCCAAUUCUGUUACACCUGUUGUGGAGUAUGGGAUGCCCACACUGGAUGCCCUAAUGACUGCGAUAGAGACGAAGAGAUGGAACGGAGGAAAAGAGACGAACAUGUUCAACUUGCAGAGUACGAUGAAGAGAAAGCUGUACAAGAAGCUGCCGCAGCAGCAGCGUCUACCGAACGACUUGAGGCCGAGGAGCGGACAAGGAAUAAGGUUGACUUCUCUAACCUCGCCGAGAUUCAGCAGGAAGAACAGACACGUUUUCUUGAAUUUGCUGAACAUGGCAAAGAGCAUAUGCGAGUCCGGUUUGCCGAGCAGAAGAAGGCGAUAAUAAAGCAACAUGCCGAGGAUGGGGAACUAAUGAAGGAAAAGCAUGCCAAAACUAUUAGUCAACUGGAGGAUCGACAAGUGGCUGCCGAGAUGGAUCUCCGGAACACCUUGGAAGCAAGUGCGCGUAGCGUCAAUAUUCGAUUGAAGCACAUGGAAGCUUACUGCGAUGGAUUGGGAAGGAAUAGCGGGAGCUCAAGCCCUGACUCCAACAGCCCGCAUCAACGGGUGGUUACCGAACGCGAUCUUCGAGAACUGGGUCAGCAGUACAACAUUCGGGAUGGCAUGGAAAGGUCACACCAAGCCAAGAUCAACGUUAUGAGAGACCGCCAGGCCAAACGCAUGGAGGAACUCAUCGAUCGACAGGAGACCGAGUACGAAAGCUUUCUCGACCGGAACCGCGAGGAACUCAACGAAUUGACAGCUCAAGCGGUUCAGGAGGAGAACGCACUGGCUGCCACAUUUUCGGCACGAAAAUCCAAGCUUAUACGUCGAUGGGAGCUGGCCAUUGAGAUCCUUCGCAAAGAGCUUGAAGAUCAGGACGGCGUCAAAUACGCUCCAAUUCCUACGCCAACGUGGCCAGAGGCGAUGGUACAGGCACUUUGUUCACUCAAGUGA